This is a messenger RNA of Ixodes scapularis (black-legged tick), 372 nucleotides long. RefSeq names its product tyrosine kinase receptor Cad96Ca-like. Bases 1 to 372 code for a protein of 123 amino acids. Lineage: Eukaryota; Metazoa; Arthropoda; Arachnida; Ixodida; Ixodidae. The transcript has a single exon. Gene Ontology annotation, cellular component: signaling receptor complex. The record is from RefSeq and is a predicted model, not a curated record. Gene Ontology annotation, biological process: cell surface receptor protein tyrosine kinase signaling pathway; positive regulation of kinase activity; multicellular organism development. Gene Ontology annotation, molecular function: transmembrane receptor protein tyrosine kinase activity; ATP binding.
AUGCACUACAUCCGCAGCCGAGGGACAAUCCACCGGGACCUGGCCGCCCGGAACGUGCUCGACGAUGAACAUGGCUGCUACAAGGUCGCCGACUUCGGCCUCUCCAGGAGCACUAUGGACUCCGAGACGGACGUGUACCACCAGUACACGUACCACCAGUGCGGUGGAUGGCUCCGGAGUGCUUCUACCUUCAUUUAUUCAUUCCCCUUCAAGUCCGACGCCUGGGCGUUCGGAAUGCUGCUGUGGGACAUCGUCACUUUGGGCUCGACGCCCUACCCCGGCCCGGGCGCUCAGGAGGUGACCCGCCACGUGCGCGGCGGUCACGGGAUGACGCAACCGAUUGACUGCAGCUGGGAGCUGUACCGCUGGUGA